AGGCAGGCCGGGCAGAGAGAGAAGGGAACAUGGGUGCCGGCUGACGUCCUGGUGAGGUGGAAGGAGCCGGCCGAGAUGUCUGGAACGGACUCGGAGCUGGAGAGGGGCCUGCACGCCAUUGUGGACAGCUUCUACAGAUACGCCAAGGGCCCGCCCGGGCAGCAGGCGCUGGACCAGGCGGCUUUCCAGAAGUUACUCAGAAAUGAACUGAGCCAUCAGCUGUCGGAUGUGCAGAGCACAGAGGCAGCGAAGACCCUGAUGCAGAAGCUGGAUGCGGACAAGAAUCAGCUCAUCUCCUUUGCUGAGUACUGGGAGCUAGUCGCCUACCUCUGCCAAACCAUCCAGCGUUACCGCUAUGGCAAGUAGUGCCCAGCGGCCAGUGGGGAAACCGAGGCAGGCUCCCUCCCUCCUUCACCUCCCGACCUUAAAGCAAACCUCUCCCGCUCUCUUGGUGAU
Molecule: messenger RNA, 456 nt
Organism: Pelodiscus sinensis (Chinese soft-shelled turtle)
Lineage: Eukaryota; Metazoa; Chordata; Testudines; Trionychidae
Product: protein S100-A16-like
Cellular component (GO): perinuclear region of cytoplasm
Molecular function (GO): calcium ion binding; transition metal ion binding; calcium-dependent protein binding
Source: RefSeq, a predicted model, not a curated record